Messenger RNA from Bactrocera latifrons, 4724 nucleotides. It is a transcript of the gene GckIII, whose product is annotated as serine/threonine-protein kinase 24. Bases 645 to 3467 code for a protein of 940 amino acids. The record is from RefSeq and is a predicted model, not a curated record. The transcript has 10 exons. NCBI's taxonomy places the organism in Eukaryota, Metazoa, Arthropoda, Insecta, Diptera, Tephritidae. Gene Ontology annotation, biological process: protein phosphorylation. Gene Ontology annotation, molecular function: ATP binding; protein kinase activity.
GUCUGCUUGUCUCUAGCGGGUGACUAAAAAACAAAACCGCCGAUCGACCGAUAUAUACAUACAUACAUACAACAAAGCCAAAGCAGUCAACGACAACGGCAACCAACCACCAGGCGUUCGUUCGGAACUUGCAUGCAUUUACCGUGCUACGCGCUUGCCUACCGUUUGCCAGUCGCUCUCACAUUUCGUGUAAACUCAGUCGCGGUGUGUGCGCGUGUUGUGUGCUCCUGCUGCCUCGUCUAAUAACAACUCAAAUUGUGUUUUGAUUACGAAUUCUUUUGGUGUUCAUAUUCUAUUUCAUCGACAUACAUACACACAUAUGUAUAUAUAGUGUAACUAUAGCGAUAGCAGCCAAAAUCAGCAAUAAAUUAAAUCAAGCUAAAGACAAAACAAAAAAACAGCAUUCUUUGCAAUCAUUGAUGUGCCAUUGUCGCUUGAAUAACUGAGGUGCGCACGUCAGUUGUCAAAAAAAUACGAUAUAAAUAAACAACAACAAACCGGGCAAAGGCAAUAACAUUUAUGCGCGGUGUCGUCAUCAUAGACAAACAGACCAAAUAUAAACAUUUAAUUCGCGCUACCAAGUGAAUACGUACAACAAACAGCAGCAAUAACAACAGUGAAAACAAAACAACAACACUUCGGGAAUGUGGCGCAGCACACAUGUUAACGUUGACAUUACAAAUAAUGCUGGGAGUGGCGCCGCCGGCGCUGGUGGGGGCGGCAUACAACGCAGCUCAUCAUCGACACAUUUUCAAAAAAAUCACCAGCAACAACUUCAUCAUGCACAUCAAAAGCAUUACAAUGAUGGCACAACAGCAACAAACACACAAACAACACCUGUCGGAAUGACCUCAAAGCAAAUGUCCCAAUUGCAACGCGAUCGUUUCUCCUCCUCACAGGCCAUUCUACAAGAUGCCAUAGCCGAAUCGAAGAUAAGUUUGCAUGUGAAUUAUCGGCAUAGCGGCGUCAAUGGCAACAGCAACAGUAGCAGCAACAACAACACCAACACAAACAAUAGUAGUAGUAGUAACAAUAAAACGGAUCAUCACAGCGGUGCCAUAUCGGCACAGCCACGCCCGCGUCCCGUCUCCAUGUACGAGCAGUAUCGUUCGCGGCCAUAUAGCGGCGCUUUGGACUCGCCACCGCCACUAACGCCAACAGCAGCGGCCGCUAUAGCGCUCGGCCGCAGCGAGAGUUUUUAUUUUGGUGAGAGCGCACAAAAUGUGGCCGCUUUGCGGCAACAACAUCAACAAAUGCAAUUUCAACAUAACAGCAACAACAACAACAAGUCAUAUCAACUACCACAACAGCAGCAGCAGCAACAACAACAGCAACGUUAUGCUAAGCAAAUGCAGGCGUCAAACACUGUUACCGCCGUAAACGUUGGAAAAUCGCCAGCACGACGUGCAAAUCUGCGCCAAUCUCCCAGCGAACUGAAAGUGGAUCCCGAGCUAAUUUUCACGAAACAAGAGAGGAUCGGGAAAGGUUCCUUCGGCGAGGUAUUCAAAGGCAUCGACAAUCGAACGCAACAGGUCGUGGCGAUCAAAAUAAUUGAUUUGGAAGAGGCGGAAGAUGAGAUCGAAGAUAUACAACAGGAAAUUAUGGUACUGUCACAAUGUGACUCACCGUUCGUUACAAAGUACUAUGGAUCGUAUCUUAAGGGUACAAAGCUAUGGAUAAUUAUGGAGUAUUUAGGCGGCGGUUCAGCGCUGGAUCUAAUGAAAGCUGGUUCUUUCGAGGAAAUGCACAUCGCAAUCAUAUUGCGAGAAGUGCUAAAGGGUCUGGACUAUCUGCAUUCGGAACGCAAAUUACAUCGAGACAUCAAAGCGGCCAAUGUAUUGCUAAGCGAAAUGGGUGAUGUAAAGUUGGCUGAUUUCGGUGUUGCCGGCCAGUUGACGAACACAACGUCGAAACGGAAUACAUUCGUAGGUACACCAUUUUGGAUGGCACCCGAAGUGAUAAAACAGUCCAUGUACGAUUCCAAAGCGGACAUUUGGUCACUGGGCAUCACAGCAAUUGAAUUGGCCAAGGGUGAGCCGCCCAAUUCGGAGUUGCAUCCAAUGAGAGUUUUAUUUUUGAUACCGAAGAAUAAUCCUCCACAACUAACGGGAAACUAUACGAAAUCGUUUAAAGAUUUUGUGGAAGCGUGCCUUAACAAGGAUCCUGAAAAUAGACCGACAGCCAAGGAACUAUUGAAAUAUCCUUUUAUCAAGAAAGCCAAGAAGAACUCGUACCUUAUUGAUUUAAUUGAUCGUUAUAAAAAAUGGAAGCUGCAGAAGGGUGAUGAAAGCGAAACAGAAUCGGAGAAUUCAGAUUCUGACGAAUCGAAACCUGGCGGCAAUAAUGACGAACCUUGGAUAAUGACCGUUAAAGGGCUCAGCAACAAUAAGGCACCACGCGAAUCGAUUGCCAAUAGCAGCUUUAAGGAGAUGGAACACAUGAAAAUAGCACAGAAAUUAUCACAAAGCAGCGGAGCAACGCCGAUCGCAAUUAAUGCGGCCAACAAACACUAUCCGGGUAGUGGCGCAACUUCGGUAGCGUUGUCACCGUCCGCCACAUCGCAACAACAGCAAUUGCACGACAACAUGGCGGGCAGUCCGCCUCAACAAUCAACAUCAUCGUCCACGUCCGCAGCUACACAACGCGAUACCAACUUAAAUCAUUACAAACAAGCAGCGGCUUCGGCUGGUGUCAUACGCUCAUCCAGCUCUAAUAUAGCGCAUCAACCGCUCAGUCCAACACAUAAGCAAUCGUCGGGCAGCCAAGAACUGCUAUCGUCGUCGAGCGGCAGCAAUUCGCCAAAUGCUGAUGGCAUGAAGAAGAUCAGUAAUAGCAGUAGCAGCAAUGCGGUCUUCCAGGAGUCCAAAUCGAACCUAAGGCAGAGUCGCUCCGCUUCACUAGAUGACGAACACGAACAGCGACGCUCAUCGCUCAUCGAGCAUGCCAAAAGCGAAGAUCAACUGCGUGAAGAAGAAUCGCGUGCGCAGCGACGUAGUAUGCAUGCCAGCGGCUUGUCAUCCAACUCGUCGCCGAUGCUUAGCUCCAGCUCAAGUGGUGGCAAUUACAAUGGCAAUUCAGCAUUGUCAAAUAGUAGCACGCAUGGCGAGCGUUCAUAUGGCGCGGCAUUGGAAGUAUCCGCGUCGGCGUCCGCCUCCGCCACAGCUUUGUCGUCCAAUAAUUCCAAUCACAAAUUGGGUGGCAAUCGUGUGAUGCAGACGAAUAGCGCAUGUCUGAAUAAUUUCCUCUUUCCAGUUCUUACGGAUAUUCAACGAAAGUACGCCAAUUCGAGCAAAAAUUCAAACGUUACGGACAUUGGUGACUUAAAGUCAGUAUUGGAAUUGGCCGAGCGUAGCAGUCCAGGUGUCAGUGAUUUGUUCCUGAAAGAGAUAAUUCACAAAUUAGUUCCAGGCUACUCAGAGACGCGUAUUAACAAUAUUAUGGACAGGGCUAUCAGAAAUAAGAAGUAAACGAACACAAUGGUACAUGGACUGAUUUUAAAUAAAAACAACAACAACUAGAAAUAUCUGAAGGUUACGAUAUUUAAAUAAUAAAUAUACCAGUUUGGAGCAAUUGGAACAUGUGCAUAUAGCAAAUAUUUUAGAAAUUGCGGCAAAUGCGCAAGUAAGCGAUAUAACACUUUAAAAAGAAAAGAAAAAGUAACUCCAUACCUAAAUAAAUUUAAAUAUAUAUUUAAAAGAAAUUUAACAAAAACAAAAAUACGAUAAAACCACAAAAACAACAGUGUACUACCCCCGCAAUAUUGUUUGUUAUGAUAGUGUAAUAUUUAUUGGAUUCCAAAUAAAUCGUUGUCACACUGAUGCGUGCCGCGAUAAGCUGUUAGGUUCUCGUUUGAAGAUUAAUUAAUUGUAGAUAAUUUGAUGAAAUCAACUAUUGCAUAUGAUGGUACAUUAAUUAGUGUGAAUGUAAAAUGCAAAAUACAUAUUAAAUUUAAACAAUUCUUAUAUAAAACAAACAAAAAUAAACAAAACAAAUUGACUUAUUUGUGUAGUGUUUAGCUAAAUCCGCUGCUGUGAGAGGUACGCAUGUUUGCUGUACCACCACCACAAUUCCACACACGGUUUUCUAAUAUAUAUUUCACAAGUUGAUUUUUUUUUUUGCAAAGGAGGGUAAACUAGUGCUUUAAUUUUAAUUUAAAUUGCACCUUAAUCCUACUUUUAGUCCUAAAAUAAGAAUACAACGUCAAAAAGUUCUUUAAUUUCAAUUUAAACUGCAUCGAAAUCUUAAUUUUUUAAUUUUUCCAUAUUUUUUAUAUGGAUCUUUUAUCUCUAAAGUGGAAAUACAUACAACUUUGAAAAAGUGAUAUUCUAAUACAAAACAUUCCGCUUUACAAAAAAUGUCUGAAUAUUUUUUUCAUAAACUCAUGCCUUUAAAAGUUAUACACAAUUAAAAUUAUGCAUCAAGGCAACUGAGCAUUCAUACAAGUGAUUUAUACAUUAUUUCUUGCUCAUACGACAUGGUGUACUGUAUGAAUACAGCACGUUUAUGAUUUGCUGUAUAACUUUUAAGGGAAUGCAUUUAUGAAAAAACGUUCAGAAAUUUUUUGCAAAGCGAUUAUACAAAAGUGAUUUUUUACAUUCUAUGUUGCUCAUACGACAUGGUGUACCCUGUGAAUAGAGUGCAUAAUAUUAACUGCGUAUAACUUUUACAGGAAAGUUUUCAUGAAAAAAAUGACGGGAGUCUUUUUUUUAGAACACUAAAUUUUC